GCUUCGUUCACUUCUUCGAACGAAGGAAGCUUCGUUCAUCUCUUUGAACGAAACGAGUUUCGUUCACCUCUUCGAACGAAGCUCAGUAUGAUGUGGUUCCAGAUCUUCUUUUUCGAUUCUUCUGAGCUUAGUAUGGCGUAGAUUGGAGUUCUAUUGCUUCAAUUUCUUUUUCUUUCUUGUUUGAUUUGGUGAUUUUUGGAUUGAUAUGCGCUGCAUGAGACUCGAUUGGAGCUUGGUGAGAUCUGUGAUCUUCGAUUUUUGAGAUUCGUUUUGAUUGUGGAUUUGCUCUUGUGUUUUGGUUUGAGCUGUGGUGAAAAAUUUGUGUUAUUCGAUUUAAUUGAGAGAUAUAUAUGGAUGAUUCGAGAGUGGCGAAGUGCACCUAUGGUGCUGGAACUUUAAUGCUUAUUUUGUCUUCAACUACUACUUUUGAUUGGUUGUCCAACGAGUUGUGUAGUAGGUUUAAGCUUAAGUUAGGUCAUUUUGAGUUGAGGUACUCUUUUAUGGAUUGCUCCAAUUGUUUGUUGGAAUCGGACGAUGAUUUGAAAAUCAUGUUUAUGGUAUGUGGACUGAUGAAGGAUCAAUUAAUUCACAUUGCUGUUAGGGAUAAGGCUGUAGUGAAUCAUGUUCAAACUGUUAAUACGAACAUGAUUGCUUCUCCUUUUUUGUUGGAGUCUGCUCCUAACAAUUACAGUUUUGCACAAGAUGAGGAUACAUGUAAAGAUUCAAGUCAAACUGGUAGUAUUGUUGAUUCAAGUGCUGCUUCUUCUUCUUGUUUGAGUAUGGAUUUUGAUGGUAUUAGCAGUGAGUUUGGAAAUGAAUAUUUAGGCAAAUAUGGUAGUUGUGGAGGGCGUAAAUAUUUGUCUACUGAUUGGGAGGGUUAUAUUACUCAUGAGGGUCAGAAGUUUGAGGGUGGAGUUUGUGAAUUCCGUGAUAAGUUGGCUAAGUACGCGAUUGAGAAUGGUUUUAAGAUGAAGUAUUUGAAGAAUGAGCCUCGUCGUGUUACUGCUGUGUGUGCUAAGAAGGAAUCAAAUGGCUGUGAGUGGAAUGUGCAUGCUGUUAAGUCUAAUGUAAAUGGAUUUUUCUAUAUUAAGAAUUUAAAUAAUGUACACAGUUGUAGUGGUUUGAUCCGUGAGAAGAGAAAUAAGGCAAUGGGGUCUCGUUUGGUGUCUUCAAUUGUCAAAGAUAAAGUUCGUAGCAAUCCUUUGGUAAGGCCUAUUGAGCUAAUUACUGAUUUGAAAGAAAAUUAUGGAUUGGAUGUCCCUUAUCAUGUUGCGUGGUAUGGGAAGGAGUCGGCUACUAAGGAGUUACAUGGUGAUGAGGAGUUGUCUUAUGCUCACCUGCCUUGGUAUGUUGAUGUUUUGAAGGCCAGCAAUGUCGGGUCUCAUUGUGUGCUUGACUGUGGCGAGGAUGGUUCUCGUUUCCAGCGGAUCUUUAUAUGUUAUAAGGCCUCCAUUGAUGGUUUUCGAUGGUGUAGGCCUAUGCUGUUUAUUGAUGGUACUUUCGUUACAAACAAGUACAAGGGUACUCUUCUAGGAGCUACUGCAAAGAAUGGGAAUAAAGAGGUAUUCCCUUUUGCCUUUGCUAUUGUAUCCGGUGAAACUGCUGACAAUUGGAGGUGGUUUCUGCAAAGGAUAUCUGAAGUUUUGGUGGAUGAAGGUAGGCAACUUACAUUCAUUUCUGAUAGGCAUGGUGCUAUUAUCGAUGCUGUUAGGACUGUUUUUCCUGCUUCUGCCCAUGGUUUUUGUCUAUAUCAUUUGAAAGAGAACUUGAAAAAGAAGUAUCCGCAUUCUGUUGGUUCCUCUUUCAAGGAUCAUAUUUUAUGGCUUUUUUGUAAGUUGUUGUAUGCACCGACUGUUGAGGAAUAUCAAGAUAUUUUGAAAAAAUUAAGAGAUGAUGGCGGUUCAAAAAUAAUUGAUAAGUUUUUGGCUGAUCUCCCUGUCCAAAAUUUUGCUAAUGCAUUUUUUCCGGGAAAGAGGUAUGGGGAGGUUAGUAAUGCCUUGUCCGAGUCGUUUAAUUCAUGGGUUAAGGAUGUGCGUAGGCUUCCAAUUUAUGAGAUGAUUGACACUAUUAGGGUCAAAAUGAUGGAGAUGAUUUCUAGGAGGAAGCUUGCAUCCGAGAAAUGGUGUAGUGUUUUGUGUCCGGUUAUUGAGGAUGAGUUGAAGAAUUUAGCUGCAAAGGGUCGUCAUUGGAGGAUAUGUCGCGCGAGUGAAUCUAUAUUUGAAGUUCAUGCUGAUUUGAGGAAGACAUUUGAUGCGUCUGCCUGCAUUUUAGGCAAUAUUCAACGGUUUGCUCAGUUUCCCCCCUCAAUGAGUUGUAGUGCGUCCAUUGCGAUGAAUUGGUGUCAAAGAAAAGCAGGGUGUGGUGUCCGCCAUCCGUUAUUGAUGAUGAAGCUUCGCGCUGAGUUCUUGAAGACUCCAUUUGACAGCUGCUGGUGUCAUUUGUUCUCUUCCAGGAAUUGGAGUGAGCAGGUGGAGGUCAGUGUCUGGUGUUCGUUUUGAAAGUAGAUGAAGCUUCGUGGUGAUUAUGGAGUCUCGGUUUUGCAGACGAUUUGAUGAAGACGAAGAGUGAAGAGACGUUUUGCAGAGAUGGCUUAAAUGAAGGCGCGCGUGCUGGCAGUUAAGUUACGGUUUACUUUUACGGUUUACUUUUUUUUUUGGGCCGAAAGUUAUGUUUGGGCUUGUUUAUAAAUUUGGGCUGGGUUUGUUUUGGGUGUUUUUUGAGUUUUUUUUCUGUUGGGCUUGAUAGUGGCAGUGCUGUAAUUUAUUGGAACUUCAACACUAAUUUGUUAUUUAAUAAAUGGAUUUUGGGUGUGUUUA
Messenger RNA from Prunus dulcis (almond), 2816 nucleotides. RefSeq lists its product as uncharacterized. Lineage: Eukaryota; Viridiplantae; Streptophyta; Magnoliopsida; Rosales; Rosaceae. Gene Ontology annotation, molecular function: protein binding. The transcript is spliced from 8 exons. The coding region runs from base 351 to 2498 and encodes 715 amino acids. The record is from RefSeq and is a predicted model, not a curated record.